Molecule: messenger RNA, 2064 nt
Organism: Mesorhabditis belari
Lineage: Eukaryota; Metazoa; Nematoda; Chromadorea; Rhabditida; Rhabditidae
Source: the annotation of a GenBank genome assembly
AUGGGUCACGAAACAUCAUCUUCUGUACCCAAUGUUUUGCCAUUUUCCCGACAAUCACCAUGGAUUCAAUCCUCGAGCCUUCUUUUCUCUAAGAAAAUGCAACAUCUACAGAGAAGAAAAGGCGAUUCAUUGAUAGUGCGUGAUUCGUGCGCGCUGGCGUCGUCGGUGGGAAUUGAAGGGCCCGGUGCUGCACCGACACUGUCUCCACCACAUACAUGGACGGAAAGCAGUGAUGAGUCGACGGUGGAUGAAGCUCCAACGGGUGGCCGUUUACCCGAUGAUCGUCUCCUUUUCACAACAACUGUCUCAAUUCCCGAUGGAACUAUUUUGAAUAGUCGAACAUUCGUCGACGUCUACGAUUCAAAGGAUAUCGAAGUCGGUUCGUGCUUCUUGCGAUUGUUGCUUGGCACGGGUCAAAGUUUUUUCCUCUCCGCAGCGGCAACUUCUGUUCGACAACGAGUGUUCUCAAGAGUGAAAUGUGGAUCAUCAAGUCGAGCAUGUGAAUUACAAUGUGAGUUCGAACAGGGACCAGAGGGGACGAGACGAGCACGUGUCACCGCUCUUUGUCUCAAAUCAGCCUUUGGUCCCACAUCAAAUCCCCGUACUCCAUCAGCGUUCACAACAAAACACUCACUUAGCUGUGCCCUUACACAUAUCGAUUACGCGAGUGUUCCAUUUAUCGGUCACCUGCCGACUGAUGUCAUUGGACGGUCAUUGCUUUCUUUUGUUUAUGCUCCCGAUGUACAUGUCAUUCGACAAGCACAUAUCGAUUUGCACAAUCAUCGGGGAAAAGUCGUUCGAUCUGUGGCCCCGAUUCGUCUCGUCGUUUUCAAUGGAGCUCUCUUAACUGUUGAUACAGAAUGGUCAGCUUAUGUGAGUCCGUGGACAAGAAAAAUUGAAAUGGUUGUGGCAAGACAUCGAGUAUUGGAUGCACCAGUUGGAGAUGCUGAUGUGAUGAGUCCACCAGCUGAAGGAACACCACAACACACUCUACCACUUGCACUCAUCAAAACGUUUGAAGAAGAGUUGAAAGCGAUUAUGAAUAGACCAGUCCCCUCUUCACGAGAUCGUGCGGCUUUCCUUUCAUCUCCUCUUCAAACUUCACCAUCUACCGAAAUCUCUCCACCAGCUGUGCCUCAAUCAUUCUCUCAAACUGCGCCAAUUCAAAGCCAAUCUCAAUCAGCGAUGACUACUUUGUAUUCGAUGCCCGGAGCCUCGUACUCGCUGUUAGGUUUUCCCUAUCAUCCAAAUUUGAUGCAAACACAGUAUCCUGAUUUGAGUGCUUACAUUGAUCGAUUAGUUGAAAGUCUUGUUGUGCAUGGAAGCAGCGAAACAACAACUGUUGCCGGUUUGAUGUCAUCAACACCGCAAAAUAAGAUGCCAGAGAGCUCAUCAUCGGCUCCGGCAACUCCGACUGUUUCCACUCCAAUGCUAGGAAUCGCUGGAUCAACGGAUCCACUCAGUCUCUCGUACAGUCAAAUCAAUUGCCUUGAAAAUGUGCAUCGACUCUUGAAAAGUCAACAGACAAAAGAUGCUGGACGACCACAACCAACUGUUGAGAAUUUGAGCUCUGCACAGCCAAGUCUCCCAUUGACGAGAGCCGUUUUAAUGGAGCAUACAAGAAGAUGGGAAGAACAAUGUAAAUCAACAUGGAAAAAUCGUUUGGCGCAAAAAAGAACCGCUAGCAAUCAGGAUCCUUCUACUGAUGGUCCGGCUUCAAAAACCCCGCGGACAUCAAGUCCACAAUCAGUUGAUCGGCGAUCACCAAGAUGGACUCAGCCACGUCCACUUCCACCAAAUCCAUCUCCACCCAGUGGAACACCAUAUCAGAUCACUUCAACUCCUCUACCAACCCCUGCACCACUUGCAAUCGAUUCUCGCGUCUCAGCUUUCCAUCAAGUACAUCGUCGCUCUUCUCCGUCAGCUCGCAGCACACCAUCAACACCAACCACGGGUCCAUCAGUGAUUCAGCCGACCGGAGCUCAUCCCUCAUCUCAUCCGCGUCAAUUUGCCACUCCUCCACCCCCUCAACCACCAACUGAAUGUCUUCUUCUUUCAUCUGAU